AUGGGUGCCUGCUUUUCCGACGCCACCAAAGUGGGCGGCUCAAGCAGCAGCAACACCACCGGCGUCAACAACUUGUCGGACAAGCAUCAACACAAGGCCCAGAAGACGCAGAGAAAAUCAUCUAAUAACAAGAACCAGCAGCGGAAGCAGCAGCAGCAGAACCCGCCGCAGAACCAGCAGCAUCACAGAGAUAAAGGGGAAGUGACGAGGACGAAUGGAGUGGUUUCAUUAGGGAAGCGGACUAAUUUCGGGUACUCGAGAGAUUUCGAAAGCAAGUACGAAAUUGGGAAGCUUUUGGGCCACGGGCAUUUUGGUUACACAUUCGUUGCAACAGAUAAAGCGAAUGGGGACCAGGUGGCGGUAAAGAGGAUCAACAAAAACAAGGUAUUCUUACUGCGCGUGUCCCUUCUCAGUGGCUUCGAAAAUCUCUCCACGGAACAUUUGGGUCCUUGUUAGUGGGUCACUGAUGGUUUAAUGCCUUAAUUUAGCCGUUUGGUCUACGUCCAAUGAGAGAUCUAACUUACUGGCAUUUGGAUUAGGUUUGAUGUAUGUUUUUGACUCAUCCUACAGGAGAAAUGGUUAUUUUCAUGAUCUUGAAUUUCUGGGUGGGACUUCUAUGUCAAGAAAAGGUGUUAGUCAAUGAUGCUUCAAGUAACAGAUUCAUGAAUUUUGAUGCAAGCAUUAUAGAUAUGCUCGGUUCGACUUCAAUUCAAAUGGAUUGCUUCUCUUCACAGGAUUUCCCUUUUCCUUUUUAUUUUUGUGGCUCAAUUGAUUGAAGUGGAAACUUAAAGACGAUAAAGAUAACUCUUCUUAAACCAAAUGAAGUUCAAGAAGGCAAGAGAUUUAAGCUCUUUCUUUUAAUUGGCGAUAUUUCUUGAAUGGAUAACAAGAAAUUAAUUGAGUAUAAUGAUUGGUUAGCCGGUUGUGAUUGGGAUGAGACAGUUUCUCUGGCUCAGGGAGUACCUGGCACACCGAAAUAUAUGAGAAUCCUCGGAGGAUUGAAUUUUCAGUUAGAGAUGCCUGCAAAACUUGGGGGGUUUGAACCUGGCAAUUGGAACUUAGUGAAAUUUGAAAAUCAUUAUACUAAUGAUUUUACGUUUCAUGUUUUUCUAUUAGUCAUUGUUUGGUUUAAAUAUUUAAUAUAUUUUAAUUGGAUUUUAUUCAGAUUUACUUUCACUACCCAUCCCAAUUGAGAUUAAAUGGGUGGGAGAAGACUGUUGAAUUUUAUGGGUUUGAGAUGGAUCCUUUUAUUUUAUUGUUUCCAGAAAGUUGGCAUCAUUAAGGGGGAGGGGGGGGGGGACGGACUUCAUCGACUUGGAAUAUUUUUCUCAUCGUCAUAAGACAUCUUUUGAUGGCCAUCGGUUUGGCAGGUUCUAGGCCGCAAAUUGAUUUCUAUAUGCUUUAUUUCUGAAGGCCUGUGGUUCCUUAUCUCAGUCAUCUGUGUGUGAAACUUCAUACGUUCAAAGUUAGUAAAAUUUUUAUCGUGGAUAAUUUUCUGCUGUCAGGAACAUAGAAAUUUCGGUUUUGGGAAUGGGCUUCCGAUGCUCUAGCAAUAGUUUAUUGAUUUAUGUUCUUGAAUGCCCUCCUUUCCAAGAGUUCUUGUUUUCGCAAUAGUGAAACUUUUUGUCUGAGUGUGGACGCUGGUUAGUGAUUCUAGUUUAAAGCCGUGAUUUUGAUCUUCUUGAAAUUGUUUUUAAGUUAGUCCUGUGUAAAUAGAGUUUUCAAAGUCAUAAUGAAACUUUAAAUGGCUCAUGAGCUCCUGGAAGCACGAGAGUCCCCCUGGAGUACUAGGGCUUAUGGAAGUAGAUCAACUUAAAUCCAAAAUAUUGAUGGAAAAUUAAAUUAUACAAUUAUUCUCUUCGAUGUUAAAGGGCAACUGUUUUACUGCUGUUAAAACAUUACUAAAAAAAUCAUCGUGGAAUGUUUUUCUAAAUUGUUUUGAAUCGGUGUAAGCUUUAAGAAAGUUGAAAGCUUGGUUGAAUGUUUUUGAACGCCACCGUUUGGCUGACAAUGUGAAUUGUGUCAACAAUAAUGCGAAAUAAUUAUAUCCUUUAGCAUGCAAUGAACUUAAUUCAAUAUUUUCAUUUUUCUGGUUCCAGAUGGUUCGUCGUACUGCCGUUGAAGAUGUAAAGAGAGAAGUAAAGAUAUUGCGAGCUCUCACAGGCCACGAGAAUGUUGUUCAAUUCUACAAUGCAUUCGAAGAUGAUUCUUUCGUAUAUAUAGUUAUGGAGUAAGAAUAUUGCUGAAAAUUUAAUUGGGAAUGCUUCUAAAAUUGUUUAUAGUACCAGUCUCCUCGUCAUCUUCCAUUGUCUAUAUCAUAUAGACUUAGUGAUCUACCCCUUUGCCUGUCUAUUUCGUGAAUAAAUUUCAACUGUGAAAACAACUCACAGCAAAGAUUGGUAAAAAAAUAGGAUAGCAUUAUCAUUCAUCACAUAGCUUUUUCAAGACGUUUUCAUUUAAAUAACCGCAUAGAAUUGUCCAUUUUUCAGUUAACAUAUUUUUUUUGCUAUCACAUUGGGUUAUUAGGUUCUCAGAUCAUAUAAUCUUCUAUUUCAGUACUGUUUGUAAUUAUUAUUAAUUCAGAAAAUAUAUCUACUAUAAAAAUGUUAAUUAAAGUUUCAACCUUAUUCGAAAACAUAGGAGCAAUAUUUUCGCUCUCGGAAGUUUUUCUUGAUGUUUCAGCAAAGGCGUUCAUCUCGUAGGGCGUUUAAAUGGGUUUGAGUUAAAAUUCACUUCAUAUUAUUUAACAAGGACUGUCUACCACCAAUUGGCUGGAGCUUAUGUUUUGCUUUUGAAUAAAUAUACUUACACCGGGGGAUGAACUUCUCUCCGAUGCAGUACUUAUAUUUUAGUAAUUUUUAUCCUUUAUUUUUAAUCCUUCUGUUAGCACAAGUUUUUGUGGGUUUUUUUGUUUGUUAAGAUCACCCAUGAUUUAUGUAAGAUAUAUGAUAUGACAUUCUCCUUUCUUUUAAUUUAGUCACAUUAUUAUAUUCCUCAGGUUAUGUGAAGGUGGUGAGCUACUGGAUCGAAUACUGUCCAAGUAAGUUCACAUGGAAAUUUCUUUUCAUUAAGAAUAGCUGCAUCAGAAAUCAGAGAGUUGAGAAAACGCAAAAUAAAUGUCAAACUAUUUUUUAUGCGGGCAAUAUUAUCCUCGGGCCAUUUGGACCACAAUAAACUUUUAUUCUAGUAUUUUACAGAAUCUCUGUACGAAUAUGAAACUAAAACUAGGUUUUUUUUUAGUCCUUAAAAGGUGCAUUCCGUUACUUAAUUUUUUUUUUAUUUUGCUUAAACAUAUUUAGUUGGUAACGAGAUGAUUUUGAACAGAAAGGAUAGCUGUUAUGCCGAGAAAGAUGCAGCUAUAGUCGUCCGACAGAUGCUUAAAGUCGCAGCUGAAUGCCAUCUGCGUGGACUGGUUCACAGAGACAUGAAACCCGAGGUAGAGGCAGAAAAAGUUAACGGAUGCCGAUAAUUAUUUCUAUGGUAAAAAAAAAAAUGUAAUUUUAUUUUACUGCAUAUAUUAAUCUGUUGAUAUCUGGGCAUGCAGAAUUUUCUCUUUAAAUCAACCAUAGAAAAUUCUCCCCUCAAGGCAACAGACUUUGGUCUCUCCGAUUUUAUUGUGCCCGGUACGCAUAAUCAACACUAGUACUGAAAAUUUAUUGAUUUGAGCCGAACCGCCUGAUUGGAGACCCUCUACGUGAAUAAACAAUGGUAAUGUAGAAGAAGAUUCUACUGUGCAGAGAGGAAGUUCCAUGAUGUCGUUGGAAGUGCCUACUAUGUUGCUCCAGAGGUACUGAAACAAAGAUCAGGACCUGAAUCGGAUGUUUGGAGCAUUGGAGUGAUAACCUAUAUUUUGCUUUGUGGAAGAAGACCAUUUUGGGAUAAAACUGAGGAAGGAAUUUUCAAGGAGGUAUAAUAUUUUCUCAUUUACGGCAUUCUAUUUUAAGCCACUACUGUUCAUGUCCAAAUCGAUCUUUCAUUUUCUGUAAUUUCCCAGUAUAAAGAAUUAACAGACUGUCUUAUUUUGACGAAAGUUGAAUAACUCCUUAUAAUGCACUUACGUUUUUUGUAAUGCAGAAAAAGGUUUAAACAAGGCCCUUACAGCAUCAUAUAAUUAUAACCUCAAUAGCCGAGUAUUAGUGUACAGUCUUUUCACAAGAAUUUAUAUUAGCCUAAUUCUACGUUUCCUCCCCUUCACUGGUAGAUGUAAAGUGAUAUCUCGAACAGUUUGGCUUUUCUCCCCUUUUUGGUCUAUUUUAUCAGACAAAUAGUCAUUUCUUGCUGUUGAUUCAUAUUCCCCCGAGAAAUCUAAUAACAUAUUUUCGUCUCUAACGACCACUUGAUGUAGGUAUUAAGGAAAAAGCCAGAUUUUCGUCGGAAACCAUGGCCAAGCAUAAGCAGCAGUGCUAAGGAUUUCGUUGGAAAGCUCCUAGUGAAGGAUCCUCGAGCUAGACUUACAGCAGCUCAAGCACUCUGUACGUACUUUACCCACACAUUAUUAAUGAGUAUGUUCGAGGAUCAAUCUAAUUAUAGAUAAGAUUCUUGCCCUCAGAAGCCUGCCGUGGCCUAGUAUUUACUCCCCCUCCCCGGUGACCUUUCUUGGACCAAUGUGGAAUAUUCUUUUAAUAUCUCAUUUGUGUUUGGAUAGCUGCCUACUUUUUUAAGAAAUAGAACAAGAAACCCACAUCAAGUAACACCUCAAUGAGUAGAGAGGUAGGGAAUGAAGAAGAGAGUGGCUUGUGCUUCUGGCUCCUACCUGACUCAGAAGGCAUAGUGUUGGCUAGAGGGAGAGAGCGAGAGAGAUACAGAUGAGGGCAAGGAACACGAUUUAGUAUUUUCAUGCAUAAUGCUCUUUCCACUUUGUGGGGUUAAAAGGUUGGUGGAGUUAACCGCGGUUAGGCAGGCAUCUCUCACAGAAACUAAGACUAAAAACUGAAGAGGAUUUAAAGCCAACUAAUCCAAACAAUAUGAAUUAUGCAGCAUUACUUUUCCAUGCUCUCCUCCGUUCUUUGAUUCUCUAUAAAUGAAUCGUCUUGAAGAAUUGAAUUUUAUGUGGUCAUUAUGCUCAACUGAAUUUUACGAUAUUCAUACUAUUUGGUGUUAUCAUUGACAAACCAAAAUCAAUUUUAUGUUGAUGCAAAUAUUACCAGCACACCCCUGGGUGAGAGAAGGGGGUGAUGCCUCGGAAAUCCCUCUGGACAUAUCCGUUCUGAACAGCAUGAGGCAGUUUGUGAAGUACAGCUGCUUCAAGCAGUUUGCAUUGAGGGUAUAUAUCUCUUUUUUUCCUUUUUUAAACGCAGAAAAUAUUUUAUUUUACUUAUCGGGCAUAAAACAGAGACGUUUAUAAUGUGUAGGCACUGGCGAGUACGAUCGAUCAGGAGGAGCUAUCUAAUCUCUAUGACCAGUUUGAUGCAAUCGACGUGGACAAAAACGGCUCCAUCAGUCUCGAAGAAAUGAGACAUGUGAGCCGUUUAUUUAUUUAUCCAUAUUGUGGAGUAUUUAUAUCCUAUUUUCAGAUUGCGAAUGAAUUCAUAUGAACAUAUCUACUCCACUACGACUCUUUUCCAUAAUUGAUGCUUUUAAUAUGACCCGCUAUAUAUUCUGUCUCACAGGCUCUUGCAAAAGAUGUUCCCUGGAGAAAGAAGGAACCGCGUGUUCUUGAGAUACUCCGUGCGGUAAUUUUGCUUGAAUCUACGGUUCAGGCUUCGAGUUCAUUUAAUCCCCAGUCUCUAGCUUUAAAAGUGACAACUAACAAAUGACGUGCUAAUAACUUCACUCAUGGGGCAGAUUGACAGCAACACUGACGGGCGGGUUGACUUCGAAGAAUUCGUCGCUGCAACCCUGCAGGUGCAUCAGCUCGUUGAACAUGACUCCGAAAAAUGGCUCCUUCGGUCGCAGUCUGCUUUCGAGAAAUUUGAUUUGGAUGGAGAUGGGUUCAUCACCCCUGAGGAGCUCAGAACGGUACGUCUGUUUCUACUUCUCCAUGAUGAAUACGAAUUAUUUCCAUCACAUAUACAUAAAUGUUACAUAUAUUUUACCUCAUAUAUUCAGAAUAAGUGGGAGUCUGAAUUGAAAUCCUUUUAAUAAAAUUUGAAAAAUUAUUCAUUUAUACAAUUAUUUUUUGUUACAGCACAUUGGAUUGCAGGGGUCCAUCGACCCAUUACUGGAGGAGGCUGACAUAGAUAAGGAUGGGAAGAUCAGCUUGUCGGAGUUCCGCAGGCUCUUGAGAACCGCGAGCAUGAACUCUUGA
Messenger RNA from Spirodela intermedia, 6247 nucleotides. Lineage: Eukaryota; Viridiplantae; Streptophyta; Magnoliopsida; Alismatales; Araceae. The record is from the annotation of a GenBank genome assembly.